UAACGAGGGAAGGAUUUAAAUCAAUGUUUUGUAAAAUAUUUUGGCAUGGCUGGUUUUUUGUGUGAACUAAGCCUAGCAGAAUCGAUGGAAGGAGGCAGGAGCGUGGGCUGGGUCACCUGAGCGUCCUGCCCGAUGGAGGGAAAUACCCAGCUGCUGGUUUGCAGGGAAAUAGCCUUGUCAUCUCAGUUGUGCGGCCUCCCGCCAGCCUUUUGCGCAAGUGCUGAAGUCCUCAGUAAAUCAGGCAAUAGUGGAACUUGGUAGUUCACUGAGCACUAGUCCUGCCAGCUUCAAUUUCGCCCGGGUUCACCGUACCUCUCUUAAGGCAGAAUUUUCUUUAAGUCAGAUGCCUUCUGGAGAAGCAGCUGAAAGGAAUAACUCCCAGAAGCCACAUUAAAAGUUUUAAAAUCAAUUAAAUGUAAGGAACUUGUUUUUUUAAACUUUUUUUUGUGAAUAUUGACAUACUCUCAUAUCAUUUUAGAUUGAAAGGAGAUAAACUGCAAACUAAUGUGUUUCCAAGCCAGUUUCCUGCACAUGUGCCCAAUACAGUGUGUUAAUGCCUUUCAUGGAGUAUGCUGUGUUGUCUGGGUUUCUCUUGUUUCUGAAGUUUUAAGCUAUUAAACAUUUGAAUAUUCAUGCACAUGAGUUUUUACUCCUGUCGUAUUACAUUGGUCCAGUCUAAUUAUUAGUAAAAUGUAGGAUAAUGCCACCAGUCUUGUAAAUGUAAAAUUUAACACAGUAUGAAAAGCUGAGGUUUGACUUUAUUAGAAGAGAGUAUGAACUCGUUGAUUAAAGUAUGUGAAAAUGUUGAUGCCUUACCGUUUAUGUCACUUAGUUAAGCUAUUACGAUUAAUAAUUCAGCUGAUUGAUCUUGACUACCUGUUAAUUGUGUGGUGUGGUGGUUGAACAUGCCUUCAGAAUUGUUUGUUCUUGUUUUGUCUUGCAAGUUGUUUCUGAAAACUGCUUGAAUAAAAAUCCUUUCUGCUUAGGAAGGCGAGGAGCAGGAGGGAGGUGUAGUUAAGCCCGGCCCAUUUUCCCCUGUGGAGCGUCAGGUGCGGUUUCGGUGCAGACAGAGCUGGUGAGGCAGGAGGAGCCACCUCGACAGCAGGUCAGAGAAGUCGGGUUGGUGGAGAGGAACGGGGAAUCGCUCUUGUGUUACGUGAAGGGGAACAGCAGAGGAGGAGGAAGGACUAAGUAUGGGUGGUGGAAACAGGACUGGAAUUGGAGCGGGUUCAUUAGUGAAUUCAGCACUGAACAUGGUCAGACCCCGUGGUAGAAGAAACAUAUUCCUUGUGGUUACCUGGCUGGAGAACAAGGAUGUGCAGUACAGUUCAACACUGCGCCGCGGUUUGCUGUGUUUAGAGGUUUUGUAAGAUAACCCCUAUUUGUGUUUCCUCUGGAGAUACAUCGCAGAAGUAAUAUAGAGGUUGAACCUUAAGAUUUUCAAAGAAAAUGAAAGCUGCGUUGCUAUCAUUGUGGAAAGAGCAAUCGUCCUCUGGUCAGGUCAGUCUGCGCUCCUUCUCUCCUCUUGGGGGGAGCGUUCCAGGCUUGGAGAGCUGCGCCCAAGGGGUCUGUCCACAUCCUGACCAGUUUAGUACAAUGAGGGGAAAAAACCAAAACUCAUUAGCCAUAGGAAUUAAGCAUGUGUUGGGUGGGAGGGCUUUCUUUUAGAUUGAUGCAAAUAAUGUCAAUCCAUCUGUUCUACAUAGAGAGUUACGUUAUUUCGAAGGGCUGUACUCUGUGAGGAAGAGGAAGGGUGAAGUAGAAGCGUAUGAUUAACCUCCGUUCCUGUGAAGUACUGAUUGAGCCAGCUUUGCACCUCACCGUGUUCUCUUUUAUAUGCUUGAGUUCACAGAGAAUGGACUUGCAGUGCGGGGGGCUUUGAGAAACGUGCUUUUGUAAUCAAUAACUUGCAGGUAUGAUGCAGUUUUGCUUUUUUUGUGGAUAUUUGGGGUUUUUCUGCCUUGGCUAAUCACAGGUGGUUGAAUAAAUGUUGAAACUGAAAUCCCAGUGAGUUGGAGCAAACACUAGUCCUUUUCCUUAAAACAAAUAAAUUAGAAAAUUGGGCUGUGGUAGAUGGCUGACUUAACAUUAAGAAUGAAAUUACUGGAAAAAGCAGAAUUCAGCUCUCUGACACCUCAGCCUGUGGAGCGACCAACAGGGGCCGCGUCCUGACACCAGGAGGAAUCACAGAGGUGGCAGAAGGAUUCACCCGCCUUUCUGUGUCGAGCAGGUAUGAAAUUCAGGUAAGAAGUCACUUGUGUCCUCAGUGCAUCAGGAUUUUAGUUGGCCCUGCGGCUACAGGCCUAGUUGAGGGGUCAGCAUUCAGCGCUUGAGGCUCUAAUUACUUUAUUUCUUACUGCUAAAUGUAAUUUGUCACCUGUUGUCGAGCAUUUUUGCCUAGCCUUGUGACAGCAAUUCAGUGUUUCAAAGGAUUUUAAACGAGUUUACAGUGCAGAGAGGUAAGGCAUAAAAUGUACCCACGAUGCCAUACGUGGGGUGGAUAGUGAGAAGAAUUAGAUUACAGCAUAUCGCAAUUAAAUGCGAAAAGCAUAAGAGUUAGGGGUUUUGCUCGUGGCUGAGCUGGGGGCCCGGCGGGGCUGAGCCGUGUCACAGCGUGUGCUGGAGGCAGAUCCAGAGGAGAUCGCGGCCGCCCACGUGCUCACAUCUGCAGUCUGUCAUAAUGCAGCACCGCGCAGCCCGCCGAGACACCCACAGCGGGGCGGGAGACGCUGAAGGGGCCGUUUUGCACUGAAAUACCCGUUUAUUCUGUAGAGUAUGAAAUAAAGGACGUUGUGCUUACGUGUGUAUUUGAUAACGAAUCCUCCCUUGCUUCUGAAGCUCAGCCUGGUGGUUGUGAACAUCAAAUCUACAGCGCACUUUUGUUAGACGUGUCCUAUGUCUGAAGUAUUGCUUUGUAUAUUAAUGAAUUUCACUGAACUGUUAGGUGAGAUGCUGUGGUGGUUCUUUAUAUUAUAAUGGUAGAAAUUAUCUGGGCUUCACGUGAAUUUUGUCGCUAGUUUCUUAUUAAUCCUGCUCUUCUUUUACUCCCACACCUAGCUGAGAAAAUGUUUCCUGUGUUCAGGGAGUACCAGCGUUCUCCAUCAGAGGUCACCCCGUGCUGAGCGAUGCUGAGCGAUGCUGAGCGAUGCUGAGCGAUGCUGAGCGAUGCUGAGCUCCAGCAGACCUGCGCAGUCCGGUGGGAUUCGUGCACUCCGGAGAGCUGAAAGCUUGGAUCCGAGUUGUCUUAACUUGGAAAAGUCAGAUUUUAAGAGCUAUGUAAACUUGCAGCAAGAUUUAGACACGUCCCAGGUGAAUCGUUAUAGGAAAGAAGCUGAGUCCAGUACGGACUUUUCUCUCCAAGCUGGGAUUUGAAGGAGUAUGGCUGGCGGCGGGGAUACGUGAACGAGACAGCUGCAGCGUGGUUAUUAAACCCGGCCGAGGUGACUGAACCCACGGUGCAGUUUUAACCCAAAGAUAGCUGUCUUGACGAGAAGAGCACCCGGGAAGCUUUCUGCAGGAAGCCAAGAAGGUGCAAUACGGGAGAUGCAGCAGGGAGCCUUUGGCAGGUGGCGGUGGUGACGCACGGAAGUUACUUUGCCUUCGGAAAGAAAAAAAAGCCCUCUGUGCUGCUUAUGUAGGUGUAUAUUUGCGAUCUCCCUUCUCCUCCAAGAAGUUGCCGGGGUGGGGAGGCAGCAGUUGCUCGCCCUGGGCAGCAGCAGCAGCAGAUUAUGGUGGCAGCGCAGCAGUGAGCACGGCGGCGGCGGCAGACCUGAGCCGCCAAUGUGUUUGCCCUUUAAGCUCGUUCAUCGUCGCUGGGAAGUGCCACCUGAAGCUCCGACAGGCAUCACUAACGUUGUGAAGGGGCAAACCCCGCGGGGGGAAGGAGCCAAGGGAAGGGGGGGCUGGGUUCUGUGUGUGCUGGUGGGCAGAGGGGAUUGGUUAUCAUGGCGGAUCGGACAGCUCCCAGAUGCCAGCUCCGGCUGGAGUGGGUUUACGGGUACCGGGGUCACCAGUGCCGCAACAACCUGUACUACACGGCAGGCAAAGAGGUGGUUUACUUCGUGGCUGGAGUCGGCGUGGUUUAUAACACCAGAGAGCACAGCCAGAAAUUCUUCCUCGGGCACAACGAUGAUAUUAUCAGCCUUGCGGUUCACCCGGAUAAAACUUUAGUAGCUACAGGGCAGGUUGGGAAGGACCCUUACAUCUGCAUCUGGGAUUCCUACCGCGUGCAGACGGUGUCUGUUCUGAAGGACGCGCACACGCACGGGGUUGCCUGCUUAGCUUUUGACUCGGAUGGCCAGCGUUUAGCUUCGGUGGGACUGGAUGCCAAAAAUACGGUGUGUAUUUGGGACUGGAAGAGAGGAAAACUACUGGCGACAGCUACAGGCCAUUCAGACAGGAUAUUUGAUAUUUCCUGGGAUCAGUAUCAACCAAAUAGAAUCGUCAGCUGUGGAGUAAAACACAUAAAGUUUUGGACGUUGUGUGGAAACGCACUGACAGCAAAGAGAGGAAUAUUUGGUAAAACUGGAGAUCUCCAAACUAUCCUUUGUUUAGCAUGUGCAAAAGAAGAUAUCACGUACUCUGGUGCUUUAAAUGGGGACAUCUAUGUUUGGAAAGGGCUGAACUUAGUCCGCACAAUUCAAGGCGCACAUAGCGCUGGAAUUUUUAGUAUGUAUGCUUGUGAGGAAGGUUUUGCCACUGGAGGGAGAGAUGGUUGCAUUCGGUUAUGGGACACUGAUUUCAAACCAAUUACUAAAAUUGAUCUCAGGGAGACUGAACAAGGAUACAAAGGUUUGUCCAUCCGAAGUGUCUGUUGGAAAGCGGACAGACUUUUAGCGGGGACACAGGACAGUGAAAUAUUUGAGGUGCUGGUGAGGGAGCGAGAUAAACCCAUGCUGAUCAUGCAGGGCCAUUGCGAAGGGGAGCUCUGGGCCCUGGCCGUCCACUCCAAGAAGCCUUUAGCAGUCACAGGCAGUGAUGAUCGCUCUGUACGAUUAUGGAGCCUUGCUGACCAUGCCCUGAUAGCUCGGUGUAAUAUGGAAGAAGCCGUGCGGAGCGUGGCUUUCAGUCCCGAUGGGUCGCAGUUGGCUCUCGGAAUGAAGGAUGGCUCCUUCAUUGUUCUUCGAGUACGAGACAUGACAGAGGUCGUUCACAUUAAGGACCGAAAAGAAGUAAUCCAUGAAAUGAAAUUUUCGCCGGAUGGCUCUUACCUCGCCGUGGGUUCUAACGACGGCCCGGUGGAUAUCUAUGCGGUUGCUCAGCGAUACAAAAAAAUAGGAGAAUGCAACAAAUCUUCUAGUUUCAUUACUCAUAUUGACUGGUCGGUGGAUAGUAAAUUCUUGCAAACCAACGAUGGUGCGGGAGAGAGACUGUUCUACAAGAUGCCGUCUGGGAAGCAUCUAACUAGCAAAGAGGAGAUCAAAGGAAUUCACUGGGCCUCCUGGACCUGUGUGAUAGGAUCUGAAGUGAAUGGAAUUUGGCCCAAAUAUACAAACAUUACGGAUGUCAACUCUGUGGAUGGAAAUUACAACAGCUCAGUGCUCGUGACUGGAGAUGAUUUUGGACUGGUUAAAUUAUUCAGAUUUCCAUGCUUAAAGAAAGGAGCUAAAUUUAGAAAAUACGUUGGCCAUUCAGCACAUGUAACCAAUGUCCGCUGGUCCCAUGAUUUUCAGUGGGUUUUAAGUACAGGAGGUGCUGAUCACUCUGUUUUUCAGUGGCGAUUUAUUCCGGAAGGGAUAACAAAUGGCAUCCUUGAAACAUCUCCGCAAGAGGGUGGUGUUGAUUCCUACAGCGAAGAAUCAGAUUCGGAUUUAUCCGAUGUGCCAGAGUUAGAUUCUGACAUUGAGCAGGAAGCUCAAAUCAACUAUGAUCGCCAGGUUUACAAAGAAGACCUACCUCAGCUGAAACAGCAAAGUAAAGAGAAGAACCAUUCUGUGCCCUUCCUUAAGAGAGAGCGGGCGCCCGAGGACAGUUUGAAGUUGCAGUUUAUACAUGGUUAUAGAGGCUAUGACUGUCGGAAUAACUUGUUCUACACACAAAGCGGAGAAGUAGUGUAUCAUAUUGCUGCUGUAGCUGUGGUGUACAACAGGCAACAGCACACUCAAAGGCUGUAUCUCGGUCACGACGACGACAUCCUCAGCCUGAGCAUCCACCCAGUGAAAGACUACGUUGCUACUGGACAGGUUGGAAGAGAUGCUGCUAUCCAUGUUUGGGACACACAGACACUGAAAUGUCUGUCGUUGCUCAAAGGCCAGCAUCAAAGAGGAGUGUGUGCACUGGAUUUUUCAGCUGAUGGAAAAUGCUUGGCAUCGGUUGGGCUCGAUGAUAAUCAUGCCAUUGUGUUUUGGGACUGGAAAAAGGGAGAAAAGCUGGCAACAACCAGGGGCCAUAAAGAUAAAAUAUUUGUAGUGAAGUGUAAUCCACAUCACGUAGACAAACUUGUCACAGUUGGGAUGAAGCACAUCAAAUUUUGGCAGCAAACAGGUGGAGGCUUUACAUCAAAACGAGGAACAUUUGGAACUACCGGGAAGCUGGAAACGAUGAUGAGUGUUUCAUAUGGGCGAAUCGAAGAUCUGGUGUUCUCCGGCGCUGCUACUGGAGACAUUUACAUCUGGAAGGACACUCUGUUGCUUAAGACAGUGAAAGCCCAUGACGGGCCUGUAUUUGCCAUGCAUGCCUUGGAUAAGGGGUUUGUAACUGGUGGAAAGGACGGAAUCGUGGCACUUUGGGAUGAUAUGUUUGAAAGAUGUCUGAAGACGUAUGCUAUUAAGAGAACAGCACUCUCUUCUAGUUCUAAAGGUUUGCUUUUAGAAGACAAUCCCUCUAUUCGAGCCAUCAGCCUGGGACAUGGCCAUAUACUAGUGGGAACUAAAAAUGGAGAGAUACUCGAAAUUGAUAAAAGCGGCCCUAUGACUCUACUUGUUCAGGGACAUAUGGAAGGAGAAGUCUGGGGCUUGGCAGCUCAUCCCCUCCUGCCCGUGUGUGCGACAGUGAGUGAUGAUAAAACCCUGCGGAUCUGGGAACUGUCAUCCCAGCACCGCAUGCUGGCAGUGAGGAAGCUCAAAAAAGGUGGCCGAUGCUGUGCCUUUUCUCCUGACGGGAAAGCCUUGGCCGUGGGGCUGAAUGACGGGAGUUUUCUGGUGGUAAAUGCCGACACUGUUGAAGACAUGGUCUCUUUUCACCACAGGAAGGAAAUGAUCUCAGACAUAAAGUUUUCACGAGAAUCAGGAAAGUACCUGGCUGUGGCUUCCCAUGAUAAUUUUGUAGAUAUUUACAAUGUGCUCACCAGCAAAAGAGUUGGCAUUUGUAAAGGUGCCUCCAGCUAUAUCACACACAUUGACUGGGACUCAAGAGGAAAGUUAUUGCAAGUCAAUUCUGGUGCCAAAGAACAACUAUUUUUUGAAGCGCCAAGGGGGAAAAGGCAUGUUAUAAGAAUUGCUGAGAUAGAGAAGAUUGAGUGGGACACCUGGACAUGUGUUCUGGGUCCUACUUGUGAAGGAAUUUGGCCCAUGCACAGCGAUGUCACCGUUGUGAACGCCGCUAGUCUGACAAAAGAUGGGACGCUUUUGGCUACAGGAGAUGAUUUUGGUUUUGUGAAGCUUUUUUCCUAUCCGGUAAAGGGCCAACAUGCAAAAUUCAAGAAGUACGUGGGUCACAGCGCACAGGUAACCAACGUGCGGUGGUUGCACAAUGAUUCUGUGCUGCUGACUGUAGGUGGUGCUGACACAGCUCUCAUGAUCUGGACCAGAGAAUUUUUGGGCAUUCAGGAGAGUAAGCUGGUGGAUAGUGAAGAAUCAGACACAGACGCAGAAGAAGAUGGAGGUUAUGAUAGUGAUGUUGCAAGAGAAAAAGCAAUUGACUAUACCACUAAGAUCUAUGCAGUAAGCAUCCGAGAAAUGGAAGGGACAAAACCACAUCAACAGCUGAAGGAAGUUUCAGCGGAAGAGAGACCACCAGUUAGCAGAGCUGCUCCUCAACCUGAAAAACUGCAAAAGAACAAUAUCACCAAAAAAAAGAAACUGGUUGAGGAGCUGGCUCUAGACCAUGUUUUUGGAUACAGAGGAUUCGAUUGCCGCAACAACCUUCAUUACCUAAAUGAUGGUGCUGAUAUUAUUUUCCACACAGCUGCGGCAGGCGUGGUUCAAAAUCUUUCUACUGGUAGUCAGAGUUUCUACCUGGAGCACACCGAUGACAUUCUCUGCCUGACUGUGAAUCAACACCCAAAGUAUAAAAAUAUCGUGGCUACCAGCCAGAUCGGUGAUAUGACAGAAUUCCCAGGUACAACUCCCACCAUUCAUAUCUGGGAUGCCAUGAGCAAGCAAACGAUCUCAAUGCUGCGCUGCUUCCACACCAAAGGGGUCAACUACGUCAACUUCAGCGCGACGGGCAAACUGCUGGUGUCGGUGGGAGUGGAUCCCGAGCACACGGUCACCGUCUGGAGGUGGCAAGAAGGGGCCAAAGUGGCUAGCAGGGGAGGACACCUGGAGAGGAUAUUCGUUGUGGAGUUCCGCCCGGAUUCAGACACUCAGUUUGUGUCUGUGGGGGUAAAACACAUGAAGUUCUGGACACUAGCGGGCAGUGCUUUGCUUUAUAAGAAAGGAGUCAUUGGUUCCAUGGAAGAUGCCAAAAUGCAAACCAUGCUUUCUGUUGCCUUCGGAGCAAAUAACCUCACGUUUACUGGUGCCAUAAAUGGAGAUGUCUACGUCUGGAAGGAUCAUUUCCUGGUUAGACUUGUGGCCAAAGCUCACACAGGGCCGGUGUUUACGAUGUACACAACCCUUCGAGAUGGACUCAUUGUUACCGGAGGGAAGGAGAGACCCACGAAGGAGGGGGGAGCUGUGAAGCUGUGGGAUCAGGAGAUGAAGCGGUGCCGAGCGUUCCAGCUGGAGAGCGGGCAGCUCAUCGAGUGCGUGCGCUCGGUCUGCAGGGGGAAGGGGAAAAUUUUAGUGGGAACAAAAGAUGGAGAAAUCCUUGAAGUAGGAGAAAAAAAUGCAGCGUCAAACUUGUUGAUCGACUGCCACAUGGAAGGGGAAAUCUGGGGCUUAGCAACUCACCCCUCAAAGGACAUAUUUAUCUCUGCAAGUAACGAUGGAACAGCGAGAAUCUGGGACCUGUGUGACAAAAAACUGCUGAACAAAGUGAAUCUGGGUCACCCGGCGAGAUGUGCCGCGUAUAGUCCUGACGGUGAGAUGGUUGCAAUUGGCAUGAAGAACGGAGAGUUCGUUAUUUUACUUGUAAACAGCCUUAAGGUUUGGGGCAAAAAGCGAGACAGGAAGUCUGCGAUCCAGGAUAUCAGGAUCAGCCCGGAUAACAGGUUUUUGGCAGUGGGUUCACAAGAACAGACUGUGGAUUUUUAUGAUCUCACUCAAGGUACAACCCUGAACCGAAUCGGCUACUGCAAAGACAUCGCGAGUUUUGUCAUCCAGAUGGAUUUUUCUGCAGACAGCAGGUACAUCCAGGUAUCAACGGGUGCCUAUAAGCGUCAGGUUCACGAGGUACCACUGGGAAAGCAAAUAACGGACCCUGCAGUGAUCGAAAAGAUCACGUGGGCCACGUGGACCAGCAUCCUGGGAGACGAAGUCAUUGGAAUUUGGCCGCGAAACGCAGAUAAAGCAGAUGUCAACUGCGCCUGCGUGACCCACGCCGGCCUAAAUGUAGUCACAGGAGACGACUUUGGCCUGGUGAAACUGUUUGAUUUCCCAUGCACCGAAAAAUUUGCCAAACACAAGCGGUACUUCGGGCACUCCGCGCAUGUCACCAACAUACGCUUUUCUCACGAUGACAAGUACGUGAUAAGUACGGGAGGCGACGACUGCAGCGUGUUUGUGUGGCGAUGCCUCUGAGAGGAGCCGCUCGGGGCAGGACGGCCGCCCCGCCCCAUCCUCCCUGACCGCGGUGAACGUGAUCUCGCGCCCGGAAGCUGAAGCGUGGAAGGGAACGGCUCUGUGACCCGGGUAGGCCCAAGUGCUGAACAGUUCACUCACAAAGCUGCUUUUGCCUAAUACUGUGUUAUUCAAACCGUGUCUGAAAAGGGAGCACACUGAGAAAAGGCUGGGCCCUUUAAUUGGUGCCAUUUCCAAAUUGACGAUUGAACUUUUGAUCAAGAAGUUGGUGGUUUUUAACCACACUUGUUUCAAAACUCCAAUCUGGUGCACUGAGCAAACCUGCAAGUGUUUAAUGAGCAUGCUGGGGUUCCCACUUCAGCUUCCAGUAAUUGAAGGAGCAAAGUAUCAUUUUUUUUUAAGUGUGUUUUAUUUUUAAAUAUAUAUUUGGCAAUUUUUUCUAUCCAUUAAGUGCCUUUGAAUAAUUUCCCAGUAGUGUGGGCUACAGUCUUGCCUCCCGCCAGUUGCUUUCAACAUACGGUGCUAUAACUUUGACACAGGAGGGCUAAUAACCAUCACCACCUGUUCCAGCCGCACACCCACAUUCUCCCGGCCUCGCUUUGUCUGUCCUACCUUCACACCCGAGUUCCAAAGUGUUUCCAACAGCGAGAAGCUGCGCGCUGUUGUAAGGACGCGCUCCCGGCGGCGUUCCGCCUCUGGGCUCCCCGUGCAGCACCGGGGCUCCCGCUGCAGCCCCACCAUGACCCGCAAACGGUGAGUAGGGGCAGAGCAGGGAGACCCCGGUUAAAUUGUAACACAAAUGACAAGAAGGUUGUUCCCCAAGCGCUCCUGCGCUCUGGCUGUGGGAAAAUGUGCUUUAGAGGUGAGUGUGGCACAGGCGGCGGCCAGCUCGUCUUGUUCAGAAGGGGUCUGGAAGAUCCAGAAUCCUCCUUUCCCACUUUCCCAUUCUGGAGGCGCCUCCUGAAGCCGCCCCGAGUGAUCUCGGAACGCCUGGUGCCCUCUGGCCAGCAGCGCGUCCUGUGCUGCUUAGGAGUAGAAAACAAUCACUCCGAUACCAGAAAAUUCACCUGUCCUUGGGAAAAGCCCCGUUUGUGCUAAGCUUGGGCUCCUCUCCCCAGGAGCGCUUCUCUUGCAGCCGCUCGGCUGUGGGAGCAGAAGAGUCCAACCACGGAGCCCCCGUGCAGAUGUUCCCAAAAGGCAAGUAAAGCUGUUCCACCUUUGUUAACAAACACUUUGUCAAAACCCAAAGCUACAGGGACAAUGGAACGGGAGAAAGGAAACUAAGUUCCACUUUGUCCACCGAAACUGUUUAGAAAGGAACAGAAAAGGUGGGCAAUGUCAAAACAAAUGAUUUUUGCGAUUUCUGGCAUGGAACAACAUCCAUAAUUUGAAAUUGCUUUUCUUUAAAAAAAGCUGUUUGUUAACCAAAAGAAAGAAAGGCCAAAAUGAAACACUUAGACUUGCCUGUAGGCUUUGAAAGGAAACGUUAACUAACUAGUGCUCUAGCCCCAGUUCAGGAAAACGCCCCUUCGAGCGUGGAGCCUCGUGUGCUGCAGAACGGCCACUUCGAUGGACAGGUAACACACAAAAGUGCUUCAGCAACCUCCAACAAUCACCUCUUUUUAAAACCGAAUUUAUUAAUGCCUUAUAUUACUAUACAGAAGAUCAGUUUGUCAGAUACACAACAAGAGUCCCUAUGCAGUCUUUUUUUUAAAGAAACCUCCUCGAUCAAGUAAUGUACUCGUUAGGUGGUGAUGUCAGUGACACCUGCUUUGCCUGCCUUGUACUAAUGUUUGCCUUCCUUCCACUCUGAUUGUAUCCCCAACAAAACCAGUGGCGUGGCAGAAUCAAUUAAUCAAGGGUGAUGUGAUAAAGAUCUUAAAGCAAUAGUGUCUGCCAGGAAAACACCUAAAAUUUGUAUGUUUAUAAGGUUUGGCUUUAUGUAUAAUAUGUUCAGAAGUAAUGCUGUAUUAUUCUGUAAACUAAAAUAUUAGUGCAUGGAUUUAUUUUUCACUGGUCAAGAUGCCAUUAAUUUAAAAUCUGUGUCUCAAAUAAAUUUGGAUACAAGUU
Columba livia (rock pigeon) is the source of this 11912-nucleotide messenger RNA. RefSeq names its product EMAP like 6 (gene EML6). The coding region runs from base 3945 to 9842 and encodes 1965 amino acids. NCBI's taxonomy places the organism in Eukaryota, Metazoa, Chordata, Aves, Columbiformes, Columbidae. Gene Ontology annotation, molecular function: microtubule binding. The transcript is spliced from 44 exons. The record is from RefSeq and is a predicted model, not a curated record.